Molecule: messenger RNA, 2115 nt
Organism: Hylaeus anthracinus
Lineage: Eukaryota; Metazoa; Arthropoda; Insecta; Hymenoptera; Colletidae
Exons: 8
Coding region: 171-1736 (521 amino acids)
Biological process (GO): transcription initiation at RNA polymerase II promoter; RNA polymerase II preinitiation complex assembly
Cellular component (GO): SLIK (SAGA-like) complex; transcription factor TFIID complex; SAGA complex
Molecular function (GO): transcription coactivator activity; protein heterodimerization activity; RNA polymerase II general transcription initiation factor activity
Source: RefSeq, a predicted model, not a curated record
AAAACUUAUUUUUGAAAGAAAUAUAAUCUAAAAAAAUACCAACCGUUAUGUUACAACCGAAGUUAAAAUUAAGUUAAAGUUUUGCAAGUUUGACUGUUUUUACUAAUGAUUGAAAGCUGCAGUACAGAGUGUAAUUGUAUACGGUUAUUGUAAAGAAAAUAAGUGAAAUCAUGAAAGAAAUGUUGACAAAUCAAGCUACCUCAGGAUAUAGUAACUCUUUUGUUAACAAUAAUGGGGAUACUAACAGCAAUAAUGCAACCGACAAUAACUCGAGGAGAUAUGCAGUGCUCAGCACUGAUUGGAUAUCUGCAAUUGGAGAAGAAUUAGGAAUGCAUCCUCUGCCUGAUUCAUUAUUGCGGCGAUUGGCAGAGGAUGCAUCUUAUCGUCUAAGAGAAGUUCUACAUAAAUGUGUAACAAGACUAAAACAUAGCAAGAGAAAACGUUUGACAUCCACAGAUGUAAAUGCUGUGAUUACCAACCUUUGCGAUGUAGAUCCAAUUUUGGGUGCACCAGAAUUUUUGCCAGAGUAUCACACAGAGGCCAGAGUGUUUGUUCCUAAUGAAUGUAUUAUUAAUCUAGUACAAGCAAUAAACGAUCCACUUAGUAUAUCACAGAGCAAUGUACCUUUUAUUCAAGAAUCAGAAAUAUGUGAUGCCAGACUUGCUGAAGCACGUAACAAUUAUGCAAAACGUGCAUUAAAGACUUUAUUCAAUGGGUCUCAAAAAACAUUCCAGGUCUUAAUUAAUGAUUGUGCAACAAAUGCACAUUUGGGUGGCGAAGGUGUUAUAGAUAAAUUGAUGUCUAUUGCUAGGUCCAUGGUGAUAUCAAAUAAUGCACAAUACACCAGAGUAUCUACUCGAACAUGCCAGCUUAUCAUUGCAAUCGCAAGUAACAGUGAAGCUGUUUAUCCAUAUCACUUAACUUCGGUAGAUAAGUUGACCGAGCUACUGUUAGAGUUACUUUUAGGACAGAGUUUUAUCAAUCAAAAUCUGGAAGCGCUUUUCAAGGAAUGCGCACUGAAACUAAUGCUUCGUUGGCCGUCCGUUGCUGAUAAAAUCAUAUCCGUUGAAAGGUAUAUUCCCACAUUGGAGAACGUCCUUUUAAGGGAAGAGAAAGAAAUUACCGUUGGAAGCAAGAAAAAGACGACAGCUAUGGAAUUGCUGGCGAGUGUUCAGCCAUUAAUAUUUUUUCAACACGAGUCAGAAUCUGCGCUUUCCGUGGAAAAUGUUCUAAAGUACGCACCACCUGGCUCUGCUCUUUGGCAAAGGAUAGCUUUAGCUAUCUGUGCCCUCGUAAAGUCACAGUCUCAUAACUUGAAUACUACGGUUUUUAUGGAACAUUACGGGGAUUCCUUACUGCCGUACCUACCAGCCGAUUAUAAGAGUACAGUGAAUGCGUUUAGGAAACCCACCCUACUUCCUAUAACUAUCAAAAGUAAGGUGAAAUACGUUAACAUCAGACCUGUGGCGGCUAGUCGAAUGUUAUGGGAUCGACAAUCAGCAUUUCCCGAUUCUACUUUACGAGGACCCAGACGAGAGAUUAGGUUUGCCUUUGCUGGUGGGCGACCUGUACCACCAAACAAUUUAAGACGAGUCAGUUUAAGGGCAAAUUAUCAAAUUCUAAGAAGCGACCUUCAGGCUACACUGGCUCUUGUCGCGUCACGAAGAUUGCUAGUGCUCAAAGACAAAAGGAAAAGACCUUGUGAUACUUACGAUUUAGUAUACUGUUGUUUGUAAAUUUUUAUUCGUAGAAAAUAGUGUAGUAGAUGCUGUGCAUCUAAACUUAAGAUUGACAUAAUUUCGUUUUGUUAUCGUUAGUGGUUUUAGUGGAAACAAAGUUAGUUUUAUUUUUAAAUUUUGUUUGAAAAUAUAUCGAUUUUAACAUUUCUUCGUUAAUGUGAGAAAACAUUUUGUAUAGUAACGCGUGUAUAUAAUGUUCAAGUUCCAUUAUUUAUGAUCUUACUUACAAUAGUAUCAUGUUUUUAUAAUAAUGUCUCCUGUAAAUUGGUAUAAACAUAUAUACAGUAAAAAAUUUAUUAAAACAGAUGAAGGAAUAACUGAUGUAAGUAGUAACUAACCUCGCCCAUUAGAUGAAUUUUCAUUCAUUUAAAGACGA